CACCACAACUUACCAAGUCCUGAAACAUCGAUUCCUCGCAUUUAAUAUCUGCAUAUUGUCAAAGAGAACAUCAAGAUCCAUCAGUUUAACGGAGAAGAAUGUCGCCGUCCAUGAUAGCUCCGGUGGUAGAAGAAGAGAACAAUAUAUACCAUAAAGGCGUGAAACAUCUUUGUGACAAUGGUCUGACCAAAGUACCAACCAAAUAUGUAUGGCCUGAACCUGACCGGCCCAUACUCACAAAAUCCGACAAGCUCACCAAACCAAAACAAAACCUAAAACUUCCCAUCAUAGAUUUCGCCGAGCUACUUGGACCUAACCGGUCUCAUGUCCUACAAACCAUAGCCAAAGCCUGCGAAACCUACGGAUUCUUCCAGGUGGUGAAUCAUGGAAUGGAGGGAGACGUGAGCAGGAACAUGAUAGAAGUGUGUAAGAAAUUCUUUGAGCUUCCGUACGAGGAGAGAUCAAAGUACAUGACGUCAGACAUGACGGCUCCAGUACGGUACGGCACCAGUUUCAACCAGAACAAAGACAAUGUCUUUUGUUGGAGAGACUUCUUGAAGCUCUAUGCACAUCCUCUCCCUGAUUAUCUUCCUUAUUGGCCUUCUUCUCCAUCCGAUUUCAGGAGUUUGGCGGCUACCUACGCAACAGAGACGAAAGAGAUGUUCGAGAUGAUGGUGAAAGCCAUCAUGGAGAGCCUUGAGAUAGACGGUGACAGCGACGAGGUAACGGAGGAGUUGAAAGAAGGUAGUCAAAUGGUGGUGGUGAACUGUUAUCCACCGUGCCCAGAGCCGGAGCUGACGCUGGGGAUGCCACCUCACUCCGAUUACGGUUUCUUGACUCUUCUUCUUCAAGACGACGUUGAAGGACUUCAGAUUCUGUACCGUGACGAAUGGGUCACUGUAGAUCCCAUCCCUGGCUCUUUUGUCAUCAACGUUGGCGAUCAUCUCGAGAUAUUUAGCAAUGGGAGGUACAAAAGCGUGUUACAUAGGGUAUUGGUGAAUUCCACAAAGCCAAGGAUAUCAGUGGCGUCACUGCAUAGCUUCCCUUUGACUUCGGUCGUGAAGCCAUCCACGAAACUCAUCGACGAACAUAAUCCACCGCAGUAUAUGGACACUAACUUUGCCACUUUUCUUCAGUAUAUAUCUACUCGCGAACCCAAGUGGAAGAAUUUUCUUGAAUCACGCAAGAUUCACCAUCUAAAAUAAACGAUAAAUAUUAUCAUAUUUCUUCUUCUAAUGUUAAUAUCAUUAAGGUGGAUUAGAAUGUGUCAUGGGUUUUAUGUUAAAAGAAAACAGAAGAACAAUAAUACGUGUAGCUUCCAACAUUAUUAAGCUUUGUUAUUUAAAUUGUAUUAUAUAUAUUAUUAUCAUAGAAGGUCUUUUUUUAAAGUGCAA
Messenger RNA from Eruca vesicaria subsp. sativa (arugula), 1394 nucleotides. NCBI's taxonomy places the organism in Eukaryota, Viridiplantae, Streptophyta, Magnoliopsida, Brassicales, Brassicaceae. The record is from the annotation of a GenBank genome assembly.